GGAAUGAAAGACAUGUCAAAUCAGGAGGAAAUUAAGAAAUUUGAUUAAGGAGUCGUUGAAGUAUAUACGGAAGUGGUGGGUAAUGAUUAACGAACGAAUCAUUUACCUAAGAAGAAAGGCCAGCUCUAUAAAUGAACUCAUAUGAUUGAACCGGAGCCGCCUUUGGAAAUCUGAAGAGAUUCAACAACUCUUCUCACUUCCCAGAUAUUAUCUCCAUCCACUCCGUGCUUAUCCCUUUCUGGGUUCUUACUCUCUCCUCUUCAACCUCUAAUCUUCGUAUUCUCUUCACGCUUUUUCUUGGUCCUGUACCAGAGAAGACUGUUUGCUAUACAUCCAGUAUACUCAUCAGUUCAUGGUUGGAGCCUUUUGCCUCCGAAUUCCUGGAUUAAUUUCUCUCUGACAUUGAAUUGAACAGAAUUCCCGAUUGAUGGGUUUCUGUUUCUGAAAUUGGUGGAUAUAGCGGGGACAAAUAUUCUUUUGUAGAAAGAAGUGUUAUGGCAUUUCUUUUCUCAUUCUUUGUUAUUGAAAUAUGACUCCUGCAUAGAUAUGGAGAUUGUUUUGUGUUUCUUGCUGGAUUUUUGACUUAAUCAAAACUUAAAUCUUGAUUACAUUUGGAUACUUUGUCAUUGACCUGUAACUUAAUUGAAACUCCGCCACCUAUAUCUUAUUAUAGUUAUCAAAUUGAAAGUUUUCUGCAGAACUGUAGCAAAUUGCAGCCUUCAGUUUGGCAGGUGGAUGAAUGGUUUUUCUCCCUUCUGAGACCAUGAAUCACCAUAGUGUUCUAUCUGCAAAACAAACAGAGUCUACUAAAGGUUUUACUCAGUCUUACUGUGCUGCAGUAUCCCCAAUUCAUAACUUACCGAAUGUCGAGUUAGAAGGUCAAAAUUCAUUCAAGAGUGAUUGUUCAUCUUCACAUUCACCUUGUACUCAAACAGAAUUACCUGGUCCCGCCAAUUUCAUGCAAGCAUCUGUAGUUCAGCCCCAGAAGCUUUGCUCAAAAUCUGGACCAUAUAGCUCUGUGUCUUCUGAUACUCAUGCUCAAUAUCCCAAAUGCACAUUUUCUCGUUCUUCUGUGUUUUGUACCAGCUUAUACCUGUCAUCUUCAUCAAGCACUGAAACCCAUCGACCACUUGGAAAUCUUCCAUUUCUUCCUCAUCCAUCAAUGUCCUACCAGUCCAUUUCUACUGUUCAUUCAACAAAAACUCCAUUUUUGAGUGGGGAUUCAAGCAGUUUAUAUGAUGAGGGGAAUUCUGAGGAUAUGAUGAAAGGCUUUCUCAAUUUGUCCAGUGAUGCUUCAGAUGAGAGUUUUCAUGUUAUGAAUUGUGCAAGUGACAAUAUAACAUUUUCAGAGCAAUUGGAGUUGCAGUUUUUGUCUGAUGAACUUGAUAUAGCUAUAGCUGACAACGGAGAAAAUCCCAGACUUGAUGAAAUAUACGAAAUGCCUCAAGAUUCAUCAACACCAGCCAUGGCAUUAGGACUGACAGUCAAUCAAAAUCAUCAAUCUGCGGCAACAUCUGCUGAUGCUUCAUCAGGUCAACCCUCUCCAGGGGCUGCUGCUGCACACAAGCCAAGAAUGAGAUGGACCCCUGAGCUCCAUGAGCGUUUUCUAGAGGCUGUCAAUAAGCUUGAGGGGGCUGAAAAGGCAACACCAAAGGGGGUAUUAAAGCUUAUGAAUGUUGAAGGUUUGACCAUUUAUCAUGUGAAAAGCCACUUACAGAAAUACCGGCUUGCUAAGUAUAUGCCAGAGCGAAAGGAAGACAAGAAGGCUUCUGGAUCCGAAGAAAAGAAAGCUGCUUCAAGUAACAAUGAAAGUGAUGGAAGGAGAAAAGGGAACAUUCAAAUCACUGAGGCUUUGCGCCUGCAAAUGGAAGUUCAAAAACAGCUUCAUGAACAGCUUGAGGUGCAAAGGACUCUUCAGUUACGCAUAGAGGAGCAUGCAAGGUACUUGCAGAAGAUCUUGGAAGAACAACAGAAGGCUGGCAGUGCCUUGAUCUCUCCUCCAAGCUUGUCAUCACCGACUAACCCUCAACCAGAUUCUGAAAGGCAGCCUUCUUCUCCAUCAGCUACCACCACUCUCCCCCAACCAGCAGAGUGCAAAGCUGAUUCCUCAUCACCUCCACCAUCAAAGCACAAAGCUCCUACUGAAACUACCGACUCUGAACAGCAAGCAUGCUCGAAGAGAUCCCGUCUUGAAUCCAACCCAGAAUCAGUUUCAGAUGAGGCUGUGGUUGAAAAUCCCAGCCAGUGAUCUGAAACUCUAUUUUUCUUAGCAUUUGUAGGUAUUCCAAUCUCUUGCAAAUAAAGCCAAAACCCCAUGUAAAUUAGUAGGUAGAAGUAGAACUGAGUAUUUGCUUGGUCUGUAUGCUUGAAAUUAGCUACUUGGGUGAAAGAGAGUGGCUCUCUAAUUGGAUGAAUUUGUUGAAUGGAAGCAUAUUUUGUUCAGAUUGUUGAAUUUUUGGCUGA
Molecule: messenger RNA, 2463 nt
Organism: Vitis riparia (riverbank grape)
Lineage: Eukaryota; Viridiplantae; Streptophyta; Magnoliopsida; Vitales; Vitaceae
Product: myb family transcription factor PHL6
Exons: 8
Coding region: 740-2248 (502 amino acids)
Molecular function (GO): DNA-binding transcription factor activity; DNA binding
Source: RefSeq, a predicted model, not a curated record